AAGGCAGCCUCAGACCGUGCUGAAGUUGAGUUCGGACAGUUCCACCGUCCUGUUCACAGUUUGAGCUCAAAAGCCAGGAAGUCAAAAUGUGCAAGGGACUAGCAGCUCUGCCCCACUCCUGCCUGGAAAGGGCCAAGGAGAUUAAGACUAAGUUGGGCACUCUCCUGCAGAAGCCUGAUGCGACCAUCGACUUUAUCAUACCAUAUCCCGAUAAGCCAGAAAAGCCUGUGAAGACCCAAAAGCCUUCACCAGAAGAGGCUUUACAGUGGCGUGAUUCCCUGGAGAAGCUUCUGCAGAACAACUAUGGACUUGCCAGCUUCAAGAGUUUCCUGAAGUCUGAGUUCAGUGAGGAGAACAUUGAGUUCUGGAUUGCUUGUGAGGAUUAUAAGAAGACCAAGUCACCCAUCAAGAUGGCUGAGAAGGCAAAGAAAAUUUAUGAAGAAUUCAUCCGAACUGAGGCUCCUAAAGAGGUGAAUAUCGACCAUUUCACUAAGGCCGUGACUAUGAAGAACCUGGUGGAACCCUCAGCAAGUAGCUUUGACAUGGCCCAAAAGAGGAUCCACGCCCUAAUGGAGAAGGAUUCCCUGCCAAGAUUCAUCCGGUCGGAGUUUUAUCAGGAACUGAUCAAGUAGCAAUGUGAAAGGCAUCUUGGGAGUCUUUUCCCCCCAGUAACUCUUUCUUUCCAGUAACCUACAAAGUUUUCCAUAGCAGACCUACCCUGAAGAUUACCCAACCUGAAAACAUCCAAGUGGUGUUGCUAAGAUAUUUUCCCCCACAUUGUUUUGGAUAUACUCAAGUCUGACCCGUGUUCCCUCUCAGAAAGUCAUUAAACCUCAGAAUCUCAGAAUUAGAAGGCAACCACAAGGACUGUCCAGUCCAGUGCAGACCUGAAUGAUGAUCCUUUCCACUAUAUUCUUGAGGCUGGUCAUCCAGUCUCUUCUCCUCUUCUUGUGUGAAUAGGACAUAGAGCCUCAUCAUCUACUCAGAUCAGUCAUGCAAUGUACUGAAAGGUUCUCCAUGUCAGAACGAAAGCAAGGGGAGAUGAGGAGAAUCAACUGUAAUGAAGGAUGUGGGCAAAUCCAGUUUAGAUAAAGCAACCAAAUAUUGCAAACUGGGCUGACAACAAGCCUAAUUAUAUAAAGCCAGUUAAGGGGUACUCAAAUAGAUUUUUUGUUGUUGCUGUGACCCAGAGGGAACAAAAAUGUCAGAAUGAAUGCCAUUACUUCUUCAGGCAUUUCUGAACCAUCAUGUAUAUCCAGGAAGAGGCAGAGAUCUUGUGAAGUAGCCCACUAUUUAUUUCCUUAAAUAGAUACUAUUUAAGUUAUUGAAAGACAGUAUGGAGCACUGGCUAGAGAGCCAGUCUUGGAAUCUUGAAGACCAGGGUUCAAGACCUCCUUCAAACACACAUGACAAAGUCACUUAACUUUGAAGAGGGCCAAGCAACUUUCUUAGGUUAUAAAUUCCUGAACAAGUGCUGAUCUGUAUUCAUAAAGAAGAUCUCUUGCUAGAUGAAAUGAUGGGUUUAUAUUUUUUUUAAAGAUACUCUAAAAUUUUGGAUGUUCCUUCAGCAUUUUCAUGUAGGCUGAAAGUUAAAAAUACUAUCAUCAAUCAUUUAUGUCCAUAUAAAAACAGUCUAACAGUUCUAGAGGCAUCUUCCCUUGCAAAGAAAACACUAGAUUAUACUGUACAAACAUCAGUACAAUAGUGACGAUAUGGUCUUUUUUUAGUCUAGGGUCUUGACUCAAAAGAUGAUUUUUCAAAUUGCUUUCCAUAUAUCAGAAAACUAAAAUUUCUAAAACCUCAAACACCAAGUUGUGCAAAAUAAAAUCCACUUCUAUUCAAUCUCUUUGUUAAGGGGAUGGCUGUGGCAGAACGAAGAACCAACUUGUGAUCUAAUGAAAUGAGAAACAGUAUAGAUGGGGAGAAAUGGGAAAUGGUCUGUGUAACAAUUAUUCCAUGGCCUAGUCCUUGGGGUGCCCAGCCCUCAUUCUAACCAUUCUUGACACCUUGAACAAAUGAAGACAGUGAUAAUAGUAUUUUAUUCUUUAGAAAAAGAUAAAGAUCCCAAGUACCUUCUUCCUUCCCAGUCACACAUACACCCCAAAUUGAACAUUUUCACAGAAUACUUAACCCACCUUGGUUGAUUAAUUGCUCUAUACCUAGAAAAAGGGAAUAAGUAUCUAAAAACUAUAAAAUAUGUAGACCUACCUAGCAUAUGUACCUACUCCCCGAUACCAUUAUAGUUAAUUAGUAAGAAAUGGUAUUAUCUUUGAACCACUCUUAUUUUUUUGGGAAAAGUUACUGUGACUAUUACUAGAGCUAGAGAGAGAUGGAGUAGUUAGUAUUUUCCAAAACAAUGUGGUCUUUUAGCAACCGAAGUUCUUUCCCCAGUUUCUGCUAUCAGCACUAAUGAACUCAUAAUCACAGUAGUCAUACAUGCCCCCAAGAUGCCUAAUAUAGCUUUUAACUCAUGGUACCAAGGUAUUUUGUGGUAUGUUUGUAUUCUUGUCUAUUUUAGUAUGGUAAGCGACCUCGUUCUAUUUCUUUCCCCUGUAGAAGAUGUGCCAAAAUCAUUUUUCUUCAAAUUGUUGUGACACAGAAAUGAAUCUGGAAGUCUUAGAAUAUUUAAAUUGCAUGUUUGAACAAACUUAUCAAUGCAAUUGAGGUUUUGAUGAUGAAUUUCACUCAAAGAAGAAGGAUUCUUAUGCUAGCAGGAGGAAUAAAAUAUAUGUCGUACUUAAAGCAGAAAGAAUAAAUUGUUUAGUUUCAGUAAUCUAUUUCCCCUUUCCCAUCCCUUUUUUCGGUUUGUUUUUGUAUGUCAGUCCUCUAUUUCCAUAAGAUUAUUACUGUUUUAUUCAGUUGUUUCUUAAGAAUAAUGGAAGGAUUGUCCCAAUAUCACCCUAUGCUUUAAGGCAAAGCUAACCCUAAUGCUAAUCCACACCCAUGGGGAGUUUUCACAGGAUACUUCAUCUCUCCUGAUGAGCCAUUGCUUCACAUCUAGCAAAUGUCAAGGUGGAGGGGGAUGAGGUAGGUAGAAUAGUCAAAAGUCACUGCUCACAGUUUCCUUCAUGUAUGCUAUGAAUCUAUCAUCCUUGGUCAGGUGCUCACUUCAAACACAAUCAAUCCAUGACACAGUGAAGGAUGACUCUAUGUCUAGAUAACUGUGCCUGCCAUGAACCCUCACUUUCCCUGGUGUCAUGAUUUGGACAACUCUUUGUUUCAACAGCUCAGGCAAUGAGGAUUUUAUUCAAUGGCUUUAAAAAAAAAGAUUUGCAAUGAAAAUGUGAAGCUUAGGGUUGGACAAUUAUUUGUUGAGUGGGUAUGUGUAGACCAACCACAGGAAAAGAAAACCUCAAGGUAGAUUUAUUAGUCUACAUUUUCCAAAGUAAUCGUCAAACACAGAAGGAAAAAAAAAACAGUGGAAAAAUGUGACAACUUCUUGGGCUAUGUGGUUCAGGCCUUCAUGAUGGGGGUCAGGGAAAGUGGAACCCUCUUUGGCAACCUGAAGGUUUAAAAAGACUGAGGAGACUUGGAGACUGGUUUUAAUUGUGUCAAAAUGUCCACAAAAGUGUAAAAACAAUUCAGCCAAAAAUCCAUGUAUUUUGUCUAGAAUAUACCAAAUGUUCUGCUAUUUGAACUUACCUGGAACCUGACUUUUUAGUCUUUUUGUAUGUGUUUGGGGUCACACAGGCAGAACUUGAGUGUCCUCAGUAUAGAUGAUGGUUCAGGAUGAUGGAGUAGAAUUGUCGGGGUGAAGGGUAAGAACUAUUUUCUCCAGUUUUUUUUUUCUGAACUGCAUCAGCAGGAGGACAAGGAGCUAAGAGUAUGUUUGUCUCCAAGCCUGUAAAGCCAGCUCUUUUCAAUAGACACCCCCAAAUUAAAUGUGGUAAUGUUUUUAAAUGUCAGACAGACAUCCUCCUAAUAGGUGAAGUAACUAGAAAAGACCAUAAACAAGAAAAAAUGCUGGAACUCAAAUUGGAAAAAAAAAAAGCCAAGUACUUUUAAAU
Vombatus ursinus (common wombat) is the source of this 4007-nucleotide messenger RNA. It is a transcript of the gene RGS5, whose product is annotated as regulator of G protein signaling 5. Lineage: Eukaryota; Metazoa; Chordata; Mammalia; Diprotodontia; Vombatidae. The transcript has 5 exons. The coding region runs from base 87 to 632 and encodes 181 amino acids. The record is from RefSeq and is a predicted model, not a curated record.